Molecule: messenger RNA, 505 nt
Organism: Prosopis cineraria
Lineage: Eukaryota; Viridiplantae; Streptophyta; Magnoliopsida; Fabales; Fabaceae
Product: protein EPIDERMAL PATTERNING FACTOR 1
Exons: 2
Coding region: 32-388 (118 amino acids)
Biological process (GO): guard cell differentiation; stomatal complex development
Source: RefSeq, a predicted model, not a curated record
GCUCAUAAGAAUUACAAGAGCAUCACGUACAAUGAAGAUCUCUGCAGUUUUUCUUCUCCUGCUUUUUGUUCCGCUCCUCAUCUCAGCAAGGCACAUAAUUCCCAGCUCACUGAAUCCGCAGGGAAAGACAUUAUUGUCAGAUUCAGAGGGAAGAAGAGAGAUGAAGGAGGACAUGAUGAGAGUAGAGACGAGGAAGGUAAGAAAGAGAGGAGAGACAGUGGAAGAAGUAGCAGGGUCGAGGUUGCCGGAUUGCUCUCACGCGUGCGGCUCCUGUACGCCCUGCAGGCUAGUCAUGGUCAGCUUCGUGUGCGCCACGCUUGAAGAGGCCGAGACAUGUCCCAUGGCCUACAAGUGCAUGUGUCAUGACAAGUCCUACCCUGUCCCUUAGAUUCACUUUGAAUACAUCGCUCUCUACCUUACUAAUUAAUGUUUGUUCAUUUGCUUUGUCUUUACCAAACUUUGCAACCUAAUCAGAUAUAUAUCAACUUUUUCUUGUUGAGAAACA